Enterobius vermicularis (human pinworm) is the source of this 354-nucleotide messenger RNA. NCBI's taxonomy places the organism in Eukaryota, Metazoa, Nematoda, Chromadorea, Rhabditida, Oxyuridae. The record is from the annotation of a GenBank genome assembly.
GGACCACCAGGUCCUCCCGGUGCAGAUGCAGUCAAAACUAUUGGCGUUCAAGGACCAAAAGGUUCAGUUGGGAGAGUGGGCCCACGAGGGGAACCAGGCGCAAGUGGCGUCCCAGGCACCCCUGGAGAAAUUGGACCGCAAGGUCCACCCGGUCCAGCAGGGAACCCAGGUAUGCGAGGAAAAGAUGGAGUUCCAGGAAAUGCUGGUGCUCCUGGACGACCAGGUGCAGAUGCCCAGUACUGCCCUUGCCCACCAAGAACUGCAUUCCUGCAACGACGUCACUAAACUCCUCCACUUCGUUCAACACUUCUCUUUUAUCUUGCUUCUACCAGUUUUGUGUAAAAGCAAAUAAUA